GAUAGAGCUUUAGAUCGACUACACCCUUCCACUUCUUGCUGACCCGUUUCAGCAACUGAUUCUCUCAAUUUCCCCCUUUUCCGCUCCACGCCCUUUUCAAUUUCUGCUAUUUUUCACGUGAUUUUGUCCCUCAAUUUCUAGAGUAGAACUCGUGUCUGGAGGUCUUAGAAGGCUAUGGAUUGCGUCAAGGUUCUUCUUGAUGGUGGAAAGGGGGGAGUGGAGGGUGCAAAAGAGCCGGGGCUCAAGAAUGUGAGCUCCCACUGCUCAAUAUCAGAGAUGGAUGAUUUUGACCUCUCUAAGCUACUUGAGAAGCCUAGAUUGAACAUUGAUAGGCAGAGGUCAUUCGAUGAGAGAUCAUUGAGCGAGUUGUCGGUUGGUCUGUCGAGAGGUUUAGACAAUUACGAUAGUUACUCACCUGGGCGGUCAGGAUUGGAUACCCCUGCCUCGUCUGCUAGGAACUCAUUCGAACCACAUCCAAUGGUUGCUGAUGCUUGGGAAGCCCUCAGACGCUCGUUGGUGCACUUUCGUGGUCAGCCAGUUGGCACAAUUGCUGCUUACGAUCACGCUUCUGAGGAGGUCUUGAAUUAUGAUCAGGUGUUUGUUCGAGAUUUUGUGCCGAGUGCGUUGGCCUUUUUGAUGAACGGGGAGCCGGAUAUAGUCAAGAACUUUCUGUUGAAGACUCUCCAACUUCAAGGAUGGGAGAAGAGAAUAGACCGAUUCAAGCUUGGCGAGGGUGCUAUGCCGGCUAGUUUCAAAGUGCUCCACGACCCUGUUCGCAAGACUGACACAAUCAUAGCAGAUUUCGGAGAAAGUGCUAUUGGAAGAGUGGCGCCAGUUGAUUCCGGUUUCUGGUGGAUAAUUCUCCUCCGAGCAUACACAAAAUCGACGGGUGACCUCUCUCUGGCAGAGACUCCUGAGUGCCAGAAGGGGAUGAGGCUUAUCUUGGCCUUGUGUCUGUCCGAAGGUUUUGACACGUUCCCUACUUUGCUGUGUGCUGAUGGUUGCUCGAUGAUUGAUCGUAGAAUGGGAAUCUAUGGCUACCCCAUCGAGAUCCAGGCGCUCUUCUUUAUGGCUCUAAGAUCUGCUCUAUCCAUGUUGAAGCACGACGCAGAAGGCAAGGAGUUCAUCGAGAGAAUAGUGAAGCGCCUCCACGCUAUGAGUUACCACAUGAGGAGUUACUUCUGGCUCGAUUUCCAACAAUUGAACGACAUAUACCGGUACAAAACCGAGGAAUACUCUCACACUGCUGUCAACAAGUUCAACGUGAUCCCUGAUUCGAUCCCGGACUGGGUGUUCGACUUCAUGCCAACGCGUGGUGGUUAUUUCAUCGGAAAUGUGAGCCCCGCGAGGAUGGAUUUUAGAUGGUUUGCUCUUGGUAAUUGUGUUGCCAUAUUGUCUUCCCUUGCCACUCCCGAGCAAGCUUCUGCUAUCAUGGACCUUUUCGAGGAGAGAUGGGAGGAGCUCGUCGGAGAAAUGCCCUUGAAGAUAUGCUAUCCGGCUAUUGAAAGCCACGAGUGGCGGAUUGUGACCGGAUGUGACCCAAAGAACACGAGAUGGAGCUAUCACAACGGAGGUUCUUGGCCAGUGCUUCUGUGGUUGCUAACAGCUGCGUGCAUCAAAACCGGGCGCCCACAAAUCGCGAGACGAGCAAUCGACCUUGCAGAGAGCCGCUUGCUGAAGGACAGCUGGCCUGAGUACUACGACGGGAAGCUAGGGAGAUACAUUGGGAAGCAAGCGAGAAAAUACCAGACGUGGUCCAUUGCCGGAUACCUCGUGGCAAAGAUGAUGCUUGAAGAUCCCUCACACUUGGGUAUGAUCUCGCUCGAAGAGGACAAGCAGAUGAAACCCAUCCUCAAGAGAUCCUCGUCGUGGACCUGCUGAUCAAAGGGAGCAGCGCGUGAGACGAGACACGAGACGCGGUUUGGAAUCGGAACUAUGAUUCUUUGGUGGUUUCUCCCCCCUUGUUUGUAGGUUUGGGUUCAAGAUUUGAGUGUAAUUAGUCUCUAGCAAGACUUUAUAUCUCUUCCCUUAAUUCUCCUAAUAAAGAAAAAACAAUUUCAUCAUAUGUGGUUUAUGUUUGCUCUUCAAAGGGAAUUUUCUCAAUUUGAA
This is a messenger RNA of Salvia hispanica, 2109 nucleotides long. Its product is annotated as putative alkaline/neutral invertase D. The record is from RefSeq and is a predicted model, not a curated record. Lineage: Eukaryota; Viridiplantae; Streptophyta; Magnoliopsida; Lamiales; Lamiaceae. Gene Ontology annotation, biological process: sucrose catabolic process. Gene Ontology annotation, molecular function: endo-alpha-N-acetylgalactosaminidase activity; sucrose alpha-glucosidase activity.